GUGCAUGCUCGCGGUUGCGCUAGAUCUACGUAUGGUAAGGCACAUGCUCUACCUUAACCGCAAAAAGGGCAUCUAGUACGUUUGUUUGAAAACCAUAAGAAAAAAUCAUUUGAAAUGCCUGACUCUAAAAUUAACACGCAAGAUCAGUGUAAUUUGGACAUAUUCGAAACAAGUGAUUAUAAAACGUACAAAGAUGGUAUGAAAUUGAUCGGUUUAUGGCCUUUUGAAAAUUCAACGAAAAGGACAUUGAAAAGAGCUUUCGUAUUAAUUAGUAUGAUCACGACAUUGAUAUUUAUGCAAGUACGAUUUGUAGAAGAGCUUAAUCAUAAUAUUGACGUGGUCUUACAAUCCGCUGGAAGCAUCAUUUUAAGUAUAGGUUGUAUAGCUAAAUUUAUUACAACAUUUAGAGCAGAAGACAACAUAAAACUUUUAUUCUCUCGAAUAGCUAAACAGUGGGCUAGUAUUACUGAUAAAACCGAGUGUAAAAUACUUGCUGAUAAUAUUAAAGUCUGCCAUCCGUUAUGUACUUUUUAUAAAGUUAUAGCAUUUUUUGCUCUUGUAACAUAUGCAUGUUUGCCGAGUUUUGGCCCAGUUAUCAUGAACAUCUUAUCACCACUGAAUGAGACUCGUCGCAAGCGUUUACCUGCUCCUGCUGAAUAUUUUGUAGACGAGGAAAAAUAUUUUUAUGUAUUAUUCUCACAUGGCAUGAUAUGCUAUAUGUUAGUCUGUGCUCUUUAUGUAAUCAUUGAUUGUAUGUAUUCAUGCAUUGUGCAUCAUACUGUGGGACUUGUUGGAAUUGUAACAUACCGCUUGCAAAAUAUUAUUGAUUUAAAAGUUACAUCGAACCAAGAGUAUCAGGCCAACAACUCAGAAAUCAGAAGACGAUUAAGAAGAGCCAUUUCUUUGCACAAGGAAUCCUUAGAGUUUGCUCAAAAGAUAGAAACAACAUACAAUUUGUGUUUUAUAAUAGUGAUGUCUGUGAACUUACUUACGAUGAUUUUUACUGCAGCAUGCGCAAUUAGAACACUGUAUUACGAUAAGGUCGAGUCAUUUCGAUGGUUCAUAUUAUAUGGAAGUAUAAUUUUUCAUCUAUUCUUUAAUAGUAACCCAGGGCAAAACUUAUACGAUAAAAGUAAUGAAAUUAUAAAUACGUUGUAUUUUACUGAGUGGUAUACCUUAGGCAUUUCAAGAAGUAAUAAAAGAACUAUGCUAAUUAUGAUGAUAAGAUGUCUACGACCUUGUCAACUGACUGCAGGUGGUUUACUGGUAUUAAACAUGAUAAAUUUCGGAGCGGUAAUCUUUUUCAAAAGCAAGGGAGGUAGCGAUUGCCGCAAGUUAAUAUUUAACUGUAUGAUAGCUGCAAUAACAAAUGAAGUGGCGAAUCAGUACAGCUUUAUAGAGCGCAAAGCGCCAAGAAAAUCUUUCAAAGACCUCCGGCUAUGCACUUGCCUGUAUCAAGCUGUCAAACUUGCAUUUCCAAAUGCAAAUGACGAUGACAUUAAAGAUGGCAUAAGUGCUUGGCAGGAUACUGCAAACACGCGGCUAAAGAGAGAAGCAAGUGGAAAAGGUCCAAAAAGGGCGCCAUUCCAGCCAAUAGUUAUUGACGAAACCCUGAACAGUGGUGAAGAAUCCGAUCCAUAAUUAUUUACUUAUUUUAUUCAGCAUUCGUAAAUACUUAUUUUAAUUCUAAUCUUAUCCAGUAAUUAUUAAUAAAUAAAGUAGAGAUCAGUAAUUUAAUGAAAACACAAGCUUAAUUUGUAAUUGAUACAUUUUUUCAAUAAAUAAAGGUAUGUAAUCAUUC
Nasonia vitripennis (jewel wasp) is the source of this 1801-nucleotide messenger RNA. Its product is annotated as odorant receptor 165. NCBI's taxonomy places the organism in Eukaryota, Metazoa, Arthropoda, Insecta, Hymenoptera, Pteromalidae. Bases 115 to 1641 code for a protein of 508 amino acids. Gene Ontology annotation, molecular function: olfactory receptor activity; odorant binding. Gene Ontology annotation, cellular component: plasma membrane. The record is from RefSeq and is a predicted model, not a curated record. Gene Ontology annotation, biological process: detection of chemical stimulus involved in sensory perception of smell; sensory perception of smell. The transcript has 12 exons.